Molecule: messenger RNA, 1863 nt
Organism: Fonsecaea nubica
Lineage: Eukaryota; Fungi; Ascomycota; Eurotiomycetes; Chaetothyriales; Herpotrichiellaceae
Exons: 1
Coding region: 1-1863 (620 amino acids)
Biological process (GO): maturation of SSU-rRNA
Cellular component (GO): preribosome, small subunit precursor; cytosol
Molecular function (GO): ATP binding; protein serine/threonine kinase activity
Source: RefSeq, a predicted model, not a curated record
AUGUCAACCGACACUUCCAAAGGAAUUGCGGAUGGAAUCGCUCCCUCGCACACAUACGUACCAAAUCAUGGCUAUGUAAAUGCCGAUACAGCACCUCCCCGGAGAAGAAUAGCCCUAGGCCAAUUUAUUCAGGAAGAUGACGACGACGAAGUGGAAGAUGCAGACGGCGAGGAGGACGAGGAUGAGCUGGAGGACCUCUACGACGAAGAAGUGGACCGCGACCAGGUCCUCGACCCUGAGGACCUUGCCACGUCUAAUCCGGCCGACCUGACAAAGUCAUAUAACAGACGACGGCGCCUCAAUGAAGCCGCUUCAGACCCCAAGAUCCCCGCUUGGCAGUAUCCCAAAGCAAACCCCCAGCAAAAGCCAUCUCAAGGUUCUGUCAGCAAUCUAUACCGCGACAUGAAGGAUCUCGUGUUUUCUGACGUGGCCCCGGACGAGGAUGGCCGUCGCAACAAGGACAAGGACAAAAGCGAGCGUGCAACGGCCGAACAAGUCCUCGAUCCCAAAACGCGGAUGAUCCUCUUCUCUAUGAUCCAGAAGGGCAUCGUCUCCGAGAUCCACGGCACCAUUUCCACCGGAAAGGAAGCAAACGUCUACCACGCCGUGGCCGAGUCCGAAGACGGCUCGCAGGAAGACACCCACGUCGCCAUCAAGGUGUACAAAACGGCCAUUUUGGUAUUCAAGGACCGCGAAAAGUAUGUGACAGGUGAGUUCCGUUUCCGCAAGGGAUACAGGACUCGGGACAACCGGGCCAUGGUGAAGAUGUGGGCGGAGAAGGAAAUGCGAAACCUCAAGAGGAUCCAUGCCGCGGGCAUCCCUUGCCCCGAACCGCUUUAUCUUCAUCGGCACGUCCUGGGAAUGAACUUCAUCGGGAACGGGAAAAAGGGCAAAGCGGCCCCUCGUCUGAAGGAUGUGGAGUUUGAGGACGAAGACGACGGCGCCAGGUGGCGCGCCAUCUACAUCGACGUCGUGGCAUACAUGCGCAUCAUGCUACAGAUCUGCAAACUCGUCCACGCCGACUUGAGCGAGUACAACAUCCUGUACUACGAGAACAAGCCGUACAUUAUCGACGUGAGCCAGAGCGUCGAGGGCGACCACCCACGCAGUCUCGACUUUUUGCGUAUGGACAUCAAGAACGUCACCGACUUCUUCCGCCGCAAGGGCGUCAACGUCCUGGCGGAGCGGAAGACGUACGAUUACAUCACAAAAGCCCCCGCUGCCAGCGGCCAGGGGCUCGAGAUCGAGGAGGAACGGAAAGACCUUGACAAAUUGAUGGCGGAGCGGUCUGAAGACGACAAGGAAGAGGACGAGGUGGAAAACGAGGUCUUCCGCAAGCAGUACAUACCGCAAACGCUGGACGAGGUGUACGACGCAGAGAAGGAUGCGGAGACGCUGCAGACGCAGGGACGAGAUGCACUAGUGUACAAGAAUCUGCUGGCGCCACUGCGAAGCGAAGACGCACCAGCGGUAGAGUCGACUUUCAUCCCCUCCCAGAGCGUCGACAAGAACCACCUUUCUUCUUCGACCGAAGGUCAAGACCAAGACGAUCUCGAGAGAAAUGACGGAAAACAACAUGCACAAGAAGAAGAUCUCGACGAAGAAGGCGGCGCCGCUCUCCGCUCCGACGCUUCGGACACCUCGGCCGCAUCCAACGGCGAGGGCUCCGAAGACGCGUCAGAUUCGGCCUCGUCGAGAUCCUCGCCAGGUCGCCCGCGCGGCAAGCGGUUCCAGGACAAGGAUGCCAAACGGCAACACAAACAAAAGGUCAAGGAGGAGAAGCGCGAGAAGCGGAGCCAGAAGAUCCCCAAGGCCACCAAGAAGAAGCUGGUCAAGGACUCGGCGCGCCGGGGUAAGCAUUGA